AUGGCGGCUUGGAACGAGGUAUGUCGCCAGUGCGUCAGCACCGUCGCCAACGUUCCAAUUGAGAUCCUACUCGUGGCUGCCCUAGCCACUUUACUCGGUCUCUUCGUUCUGUUCUUCAUCUUCAUCUUCACUGUCGCACCCGUCCCUCGCGCCCCUCUCCCCGAAGAAGAAAAAUACAGAACCCUCUCCAAAGAUGGAACAGUCACAGACCCCGAAUCGCUCCCAAGCUGGCUCGAAGCAUCAUCCACCCACGCCAUCACCCCGGCCUCCCUCUUCAUGUCCGUCGUCAUACCCGCCUACAAUGAAGAGGACCGAUUAACCGGCAUGCUGGAAGAAGCAGUCAACUACCUAGAGCGCAUGUACGGGACUGCCACAAGCGGAGAGCGCACUCUCCGCAACCGCAAGCCCGAGCCCUCUGCAGACCGCGGCUGGGAAAUCCUACUUGUCUCAGAUGGUUCGACAGACCGCACUGAGGAGGUGGCUUUCCGAUUUGCGCGCGAUCACCAAUUAUCCCUGCAUCCGAAGGGUACUGCGGGUCCGUGGACACCGCAGGCUGGUGAGGGUGUGCAUAUUCCGCCUGGCACGAUCCGGGUCGUGAAUCUGACGCGGAAUCGUGGUAAGGGUGGUGCUGUCACGCAUGGCAUGCGCCAUGUGCGUGGGCAGUAUGUGGUUUUUGCGGAUGCGGAUGGUGCGAGUAAGUUUGAUGAUCUUGGGAAGCUUGUUGGGGCUUGUCGGGAUGUGGAGGAUGGGAAGGGUCGCGCGGUGGCGGUUGGUUCGCGUGCACACAUGGUGGGCAGUGAAGCGGUGGUUAAGCGGUCGAAACUGCGCAACUUCUUGAUGCACUCUUUCCACUUGAUUCUUUGGUUGAUGACGCCGCCUAAGACUGCCAUGGUUAAGGAUACGCAGUGCGGUUUCAAGCUGUUCUCGCGCAAUGCCUUGCCAUUUAUUGUGCCGUAUAUGCAUUCCGAAGGCUGGAUCUUUGAUGUUGAGAUGCUUAUGCUGGCUGAGUUUGCCAAGAUCCCUGUGGCCGAGGUGCCUGUGGGUUGGAGAGAAGUGAAAGGUAGCAAGUUGAACGUCUUGCGUGACAGCAUUGGCAUGGCCUGGGGCUUGGCUGUCCUGCGGGCAGCCUGGUCACUGGGUGUGUAUAGACAGCGAUGA
Molecule: messenger RNA, 1158 nt
Organism: Penicillium salamii
Lineage: Eukaryota; Fungi; Ascomycota; Eurotiomycetes; Eurotiales; Aspergillaceae
Source: the annotation of a GenBank genome assembly